Malus domestica (apple) is the source of this 6104-nucleotide messenger RNA. RefSeq names its product auxilin-like protein 1. NCBI's taxonomy places the organism in Eukaryota, Viridiplantae, Streptophyta, Magnoliopsida, Rosales, Rosaceae. Gene Ontology annotation, biological process: clathrin coat disassembly; clathrin-dependent endocytosis. Gene Ontology annotation, cellular component: intracellular membrane-bounded organelle; cytoplasm; vesicle. The record is from RefSeq and is a predicted model, not a curated record. Gene Ontology annotation, molecular function: clathrin binding.
AUCUUUUUCUUCCAAAACCGAUUAAUUCAACUUCCGUACUCUGACAGUUAGACCGCACAACAGCAUUUUCCCGGAAAAUCCUCUCUCAUAAUUUCAUCUCUCUCACGGUGAUCUCUCUCUGGAUUUUUCUCCGAACACUGACAGGAGGAGGAAGAAGAAGAAGCAAAACGCAGCGCAGCGCGUGGUUCUCACCUUCCGGUCCAUCAAUGGAGUACCAAGCUCCGUCCGUGGCGCUUUCUCAGAAGCUCUCCAACGGUCUCUCCAUCUACGACGGCGUUUUCUCCUCCGCAGCUGCAUCCAAGUUCAAAGGCUCGAGUUUCUCCACCCGAGUCGACGACUACGGCGAGAUUUUCGGCGGCUCCGGAGCUUCGUCGAUUCCGGUGCUCGACGUUCCGGAGCUCCGUGAGCGGAAGGCUUCGGUGGAUGUUCGGAGCUCGAAGCUCGAUUACUCUAACGUCUUCGGUGGAUUUGGAGAUUCGGAUUUCGCAGUGCCGUAUGAGGAGCUCUUUGCGGAGCCGAAGAAGAAGGAAAGAAGGAAGCCGGCUGAAAAGCAGUCGCCUUCGAAAGAGGCAGAUCCUUCUAAUACCGAGGGGAAUCGUGUUUUGUCACAUGAAGCGUCUUGUCAAUCAUUUGAUGGUGCCAAGAAGCUCAACAUGUCAUACAAUAAAACCAAUCACAGAAGCAAAAGUUUUACAGGCGGAACAAUGCUUCAUGCUGUUCCAGCAUAUACAUGUUUGGUUGAUGAAGUCAGUCCCGUACGCGCGACUGAAGGUGAUAAACCGGUACCUUGCAAAGAAAAUGGUGCUUCCCCUAACAAUAAUUUAUGUGAGAGAAUGACGGAGGGCAACCAUCUGAAGACGGCAAGAGACCUCCCAGCUGUUGAUGAUAGGAAGCAGACUUCUGGGGCAGGUGCCAAGGUUCAGAAUAAUUAUGAUCGGAAAAGAUCCAUUUCGCACAGUGAGUUAUUUAAUGCAUGUGAAAUUAAUCCUUCAAGCAGUCCAUCAAUUUCAAGCCCGCUGUCUGAGGGCAAGGUUGAAUUUGAGAAACCAAUGGCUUCUAUUUUUGGCAUGUCUAGAAGUGAUAAUUUAGAAGGUUCUGGCCUUGUUUCUUCACCACCGUACUUUGAUGAGGAAGUAGACACAAAUUCUACUGCUGCUGCCUCUGCGGCUGCUUUGAUAAAGGCAAUAGAGGAGGCUCAAGCAAGGAUAAAUAUGGCAAAAGAGUCGAAGGAAAGAAAGAAGACUGGUUUGCAAAAUCAUGUCAAACCGAGCUUUAACAAUGGCACAAAAUUUGAGGUGAAAGGAGAUAAAUUUGUAGAUACAGUAAGCAUACCAAAAGAGAGGAAGACUCGGGGGUUACAUGAAGAAGGGGCUGUUCCUGUUCAUGUAUCUACUAGUACAAAACUUGAGGUGAGGGGGGAUGGAUUUGCAGACAAAGUGAGCAUACACCAAGAGAGGCAGGCUCGGGAGCUACAUGAAGAAGUGGCAAUUUUUGUUCAUGAUUCUACUGGUAUGAAACUUGAGGCGAAGGAGGAUAAAUUUGCAGACAAAGUAAGCAUGCCUAAAGAGAGAAAGACUCGGGAGUUACAUGAAGAAGUGGCUGUUCCUGUUCAUCAUUCUACCAGUACAAAACUUGAGGUGAAGGGGGAUAAAUAUGCAGACAAAGUAAGCAUACCCAAAGAGAGAAAGACUUGGGGGUUACAUGAAGAAGUGGCUGUUCCUGUUCGUGUUUCUACUAGUACAAAACUUGAGGUGAAGGGGGAUAAAUUUGCAGACGGAGUUGGCCUACCCGAAGAGAGGAAGAUUCAGGAGUUACGUGAAGAAGUGGCUGUUCCUGUUCAUUUUUCAAUUUUUUCUAAUGGGCUGGCACAAGUAACUGCAGCACUUGAUGAUGUGAGUAAAAUUUUUGGUGCUAAGGAAACUGGAGGGAAAAUAGGGAAGGAAUCUAUAUCAACUCACAUAGGUCAUACACAGCAACAAGCUGAUGUACCAGAAGCAGCUGAACAAUUUUAUGAAGUUGCUGACACAGGUGAACCUGAUUUCUCAGAAGCAGCAGAACAGUUCUAUGAAUUUCCUGACAUGGGAGAACUUGAUCUAUCAGAACCAGCAGAAGUGUUCUAUGAGUUUUCUGACUCGAGUGAACACCAGGCUACAACAGUAGAGGGUGAAGAAGCCAACCCUGCCGUAAAAAUGAUACAAAUUGCUGAUGAAGAGGAACAGAAAAGGAAGAAGACAACCAUGGAAGCAUUUGAAAAUCCAGAACUAUGUGGCGAGAGAUUACAAGCAGCUAAAUACGAUGAACACGGGGAGUUAGAGAAGAUAUUCAGUCUGGAUGUAGGGUUAUCUAAGUGUGAAGAACAUGCAAGUGAACUGGAAACAGUUAAAGAUGCUUUUGAUCAGGAAGAAAAUGAGAAUAGACUGGAAGCUUCCAGAGAGCAUGAAGAAACUGGGAAGCUUCAGGUUUCCUAUUUGAAGGAAAUUCUUGAAGAGAAGCCAGGGGAGCUCGAGAAGCAAAAAGGAUACAACAGAAGACAUGAAACUCAAGAGUUACAGGAAACCAGACAUGUGAAACGGAAAUUGAUGUCUCAAGAGCGGGUUGGAUAUGAGAAGAUAGGCAACGAGGUUUACAAGCAGGAAGAAGAUGAGAGGGAGCAAAAACAUGUCCACAGGGAAGAAGACACUGUGAGGUGGUUCAACAAAGACAACAGGCAAAACAUCAUUGAGGAGACAUUUAAGGACUCUAACGAUGAGGAAUAUGUUGAGAAGAGAAAUGAGAGCAAGUCUAAAGGACAUGAGAAGCUUGACGACACAAGAGAAACUGAGAUGAUACCUGAAGGGGCCGCUAGUCAAGAGAUAGAAUGUGAGAAGAGACAACAAGAGAGGUUUCCACGUGUAGUAGAUGGGAGAACGGAAGUACUGAUUGAUCAGAGUACAGAGGAUGAGAAGGUGACAGAUGCUCGAGAGGAUCUAAAGAACCCAGACUGCAAUUUUGAGGCAACUAAUAACCUAUGUGAAGAGGGUGACAGUGAGGACCUAAAUGAAAAAGAGGGGCCCACUGGUCAUGCAGAGUAUGCCAAGGAUGUAGAAGAAACUCUGGAGGUACCUGCACAUGAAGAGGACGGGAAUAGAAUAGAAGUUGCCGAAACUUUGGAUGAACUCAAAGAGAAUGUGGACCAUUCAGAAUCAGUUGAAGAGGAUAAUGGCACAGUAGAGAAAGAGAUGCAUGAAACAGACUGCAAUUUUAAGGCAACUAAUAACCUAUGUGAGGAGGGUGACAGUGAGGACCUAAGUGAAAAAGAGCGGUCCACUGGACAUGCAGAGUAUGCCAAGGAUGUAGAAGAAACUCUGGAGGUACCUGCACAUGAAGAGGACGGGGAUAGAAUAGAAGUUGCUGAAACUUUGGAUGAACUCAAAGAGAAUGUGGACCAGUCAGAAUCAGUUGAAGAGGAUAAUGGCAGGGUAGAGAAAGAGAUGCAUGAAACAGACUGCAAUUUUGAGGCAACUAAUAACCUAUGUGAGGAGGGUGACAGUGAGGACCUAAACGAAAAAGAGGCGUCCACUGGACAUGCGGAGUAUGACAAGGAUGUAGAAGAAACUCUAGAGGUACCUGCACAUGAAGAGAACGGGGAUAGAAUAGAAGUUGCUGAAACUUUGGAUGAACUCAAAGAGAAUGUGAACCAGUCAGAAUCAGUUGAAAAGGAUAAUGGCACAGUAGAGAAAGAGAUGCAUGAAAUAGACUGCAAUUUUGAGGCAACUAAUAGCCUAUGUGAGGAGGGUGACGGUGAGGACCUAAACGAAAAACAGGGGCCCACUGGACAUGCAGAAUAUGACAAGGAUGUAGAAGAAACUCUGGAGGUACCUGCACAUGAAGAGGACGGGGAUAGAAUAGAAGUUGCUGAAACUUUGGAUGAACUCAAAGAGAAUGUGAACCAAUCAGAAUCAGUUGAAGAGGAUAAUGGCACAGUAGAGAAAGAGAUGCAUGAAACAGACUGCAAACUUGCUGAGUUACCAAAGCAAGUAAAAGAUGCAACAGAGGUCCAUUCUUGUGACGAAAAUGGAAUAACUCUGAAGGGAAAUGACAUGAGCUCUGGCCAAAAGCAAGAUCACCAGUUUGUUAGAGAGCCCGAAGUAGUCAACGAUUUCGGAAAACAAGUUGAAGAAUUGGGAGAUAUAAAUAAGAAAAUGAUGGAAGCUGAAGUUUCUGCGAAGCAGGAAGAGAACAGGAAUAAUUCCAGGUCUUCACAUAGGAAAAGAUGGUUUGAUAAACUUGAUGUUUCUGAAACUCUUAUUAAGCUCAAGGAGAAUGGGAACCAAUCAGAAUCAGUUGAAGAGGAGAAUGGCAUGGAGGAGAAAGAAAUAUGUGAAGCUGAUGGCUUGGCUUCAGGUGUCAAACUUGCUGAGAUACUGAAGCAAAUGGAAGAUCCAAUUGAGAGCCAUUCUUGUGAAGAAAAUGGGAUAAAUGUAGAUAUAAAUGCCAUGAACUGUGGGCAAAAGCAAGAUGUCACUUUAGAAAAGCAUGUCGAAGAUAUGGAAGAAAUCAAUGAGGAUGUGAAGGAAGUUGAAGUUGUCGUGAAUCAGGAAGAGAACAAGAAUAAUUCCAAAUCUUCUCACAGGAAAAGGUGGUUUGAUGAUGGGACCAGUACAGAAGUGGCUCAGCUUUCUCAUAUCCUAAGAAGAAAGGGCAGAAAUAUGCGACUGGAUCAUGAGAUGGAGACAACAUGUGCAGAGGAAAAUAUGGAUAAUCAUAAAGCAACCACGACAGAAGAGUGUGUAAUCAUUCAUAGUUCACUGCAAGUCUUGGAACAAGAAAAAGGCGAUAAUCGUCAAACAACCUUGACUGCAAAGAAAAGUGAAAAACGUCAUACUUCAAAGAAAGAAGUGGAACAACAAAAAAUGGAAAAUCAACAAGAAACCCCGACUGCAGAAGAGUGUGAAACUAGUGCUAGAUUGCAAAAGGAAGUAGAGAUAGAGAAGGAACUCCUGAAACAAAAACAGAAUGCAAAAGGGAGGGAAAGGGAAAGAGUAAAGGAGAAAAAAGCUGUUGAAAGGGUAAUUCGGGAAGCUCGCGAAAGGGCAUUUGCUGAAGCUCGAGAAAGAGCUGCUGAAACUCGUCAAAAGGCAAUCGCUGAGGCCCAAGAAAGGUCGGGAAAGACUUCUGUAAAGGCUAAUGAUAUUUCCUUAGCUGAGAAGGCUUCAAAGGAAGCUAAACUAAAAUCUGAACGUGCUGCUGUGGAAAGAGCAACUGAAGAGGCUCGGGAGCGUGCCUUAGAAAAAGCAUUAUCUGGAAAGGCUUAUGAGGCAGGAAAGCAAGCUAAGAGAUCUGUUUCUGAGAAAUCUUCUGGUGCUUCUAGAGAUGAUGGAAUGAAACUGGGUGUUUUGCCCUCUGACCCAGAGUCUAAAUCAAGAUACCCAAGUUCUUCAAAUAACAGCGAUCCUUCCCCUGCUGAGAGGAGUGGUGGAAGUAAUGUUGAAUCAGCUCAAAGGUGCAAAGCUAAGUUGGAGAGGAAUCAACGGACGGCAGAACGUGCGGCUAAAGCUCUUGCGGAGAAGAAUAUGCGUGAUCUUCUUGUACAGAAAGAGCAAGCUGAGAGAAAUAGAUUAGCAGAAGGUCUCGAUGCCGAGGUCAAAAGGUGGUCAAGCGGGAAAGAGAGAAAUUUGCGGGCACUACUUUCAACGCUACAAUACAUACUCGGGCCGGAUAGUGGUUGGCAGCCAAUUCCUCUAACAGAAAUCGUUACUACUGUGGCUGUAAAGAAAGCUUACCGUAAAGCUGCUCUCUUUGUUCAUCCUGACAAGUUACAGCAACGGGGUGCAAGCAUACAGCAGAAGUACACUUGCGAGAAGGUGUUUGAUCUUCUACAGGAGGCUUGGAAUAGAUUCAACGUAGAAGAGCGGUAGACUCUUUUGUUUUGGUACGUACAGAGGAGCAAAUAAAGUAUUACUGUGAUAGGUUCCUCUUGGAAUAAUUUAUAUAGCAAUAUUAGGAAAUAGAGUGUAGGCAUUCUUUGUAGAAAAUGGAAGUGUAAUCCUAUCAUCCUCUUUACCCAGAAGUAAGAAAAAUAGAAAAAGAUAAGAAAAUAUCCGUCCUCGUCCUCGUUUUGGUUC